AAAGGCAAGGCGGUACCGGAAGCGAGGAAGGUGCUGUGUAAUUACUGAGAAGUUGAGGCGUUUGGAGUCCCUAAAAUGCCGGAUUACCUCGGUGCAGAUCAGCGUAAAACCAAAGAGGAUGAGAAGGACGACAAGCCCAUCCGAGCACUGGAUGAAGGGGAUAUUGCCUUGCUGAAAACUUAUGGUCAGAGCACUUACUCUAGGCAGAUCAAGCAGGUUGAAGAUGACAUCCAGCAACUUCUCAAGAAAAUUAAUGAGCUCACAGGCAUUAAAGAAUCUGACACUGGCCUGGCCCCCCCAGCACUCUGGGAUUUGGCUGCAGAUAAGCAAACACUCCAGAGUGAACAGCCUUUACAGGUUGCAAGGUGUACAAAGAUAAUCAAUGCUGAUUCAGAGGACCCAAAGUACAUCAUCAACGUGAAGCAGUUUGCCAAGUUUGUGGUGGAUCUCAGUGAUCAAGUGGCACCUACUGACAUUGAAGAAGGAAUGAGAGUUGGCGUGGACAGAAAUAAGUAUCAAAUUCAUAUUCCACUGCCUCCUAAGAUUGACCCAACAGUCACCAUGAUGCAGGUGGAGGAAAAACCUGAUGUCACAUACAGUGAUGUUGGUGGCUGUAAGGAACAGAUUGAAAAACUUCGAGAAGUAGUUGAAACCCCUCUACUUCAUCCAGAGAGGUUUGUUAACCUUGGCAUUGAGCCCCCCAAGGGCGUGCUGCUCUUCGGUCCACCAGGUACAGGGAAGACACUGUGUGCUCGGGCAGUUGCUAAUAGGACUGAUGCUUGCUUCAUUCGUGUUAUUGGCUCUGAACUUGUACAGAAAUACGUUGGUGAGGGUGCCCGAAUGGUUCGUGAGCUCUUUGAAAUGGCCAGAACCAAAAAAGCCUGCCUUAUAUUCUUUGAUGAAAUUGAUGCUAUUGGAGGGGCUCGGUUUGAUGACGGUGCUGGAGGUGACAAUGAAGUGCAGAGAACCAUGUUGGAACUGAUCAAUCAGCUGGAUGGUUUUGAUCCUCGAGGCAAUAUUAAAGUGCUGAUGGCCACUAACAGACCUGAUACUUUGGAUCCAGCACUAAUGAGACCAGGGAGGUUGGAUAGAAAGAUUGAAUUUAGCUUACCAGAUCUAGAGGGUCGGACUCACAUCUUCAAGAUUCAUGCUCGUUCAAUGAGUGUUGAAAGAGAUAUCAGAUUUGAAUUGUUAGCACGACUGUGUCCAAAUAGCACCGGUGCUGAAAUUAGAAGCGUCUGCACAGAAGCUGGUAUGUUUGCGAUCAGAGCACGGCGAAAAAUUGCUACUGAGAAGGAUUUCCUGGAAGCUGUAAAUAAGGUCAUUAAGUCCUAUGCCAAAUUCAGUGCUACUCCCCGCUACAUGACAUACAACUGAGCCCUGAAGGCUGUCAGAUGAAAACAUUUCUUUAAUUGGAAUCCUAACCUUAUGUAGACUCAUUAGCAGUCAUUUCACAUAAAAAUAAAUGGUUUCAAAUUCGUA
Messenger RNA from Loxodonta africana (African savanna elephant), 1482 nucleotides. RefSeq names its product proteasome 26S subunit, ATPase 2 (gene PSMC2). Gene Ontology annotation, biological process: proteasome-mediated ubiquitin-dependent protein catabolic process. The transcript is spliced from 12 exons. Gene Ontology annotation, molecular function: ATP binding; ATP hydrolysis activity; proteasome-activating activity. NCBI's taxonomy places the organism in Eukaryota, Metazoa, Chordata, Mammalia, Proboscidea, Elephantidae. The record is from RefSeq and is a predicted model, not a curated record. Gene Ontology annotation, cellular component: proteasome regulatory particle, base subcomplex. Bases 76 to 1377 code for a protein of 433 amino acids.